AGCGCUGCCCCCCCACGCGCCAGGGAAGACUGAAUCCACUCACGUGGAGCUGCUCCACGCGCACCGUCUCACGCGCUGAAUGACUUUUUAGCCUUUUAAAUCAGGACACGCAACUUCAAGAUUGGAGAGAGCGCGCGCACAUGGCUGCUCUCAUCAGCGCGUACUCGUCGUGGCCCGAGUCCUUCGAGUGCGCGGCGGCGGUGGCGGCGUCGGGGGACGCGGACGCGGCCGACGGGCACGGGCCGCACCGGAACCCGGCGGAGAAAGCACCGGAGCCGCGCAUCAGGCGGCCCAUGAACGCCUUCAUGGUUUGGGCCAAAGACGAGCGCAAACGGCUGGCGGUCCAAAACCCGGACCUGCACAACGCGGAGCUCAGCAAAAUGUUGGGUAAAUCAUGGAAGGCCCUGACUCCCCCUCAGAAGAGGCCCUAUGUGGAGGAAGCGGAGCGGCUUCGGGUGCAGCACAUGCAGGACUACCCCAACUACAAGUACCGUCCUCGCCGGAAGAAACAGCUGAAGCGCAUCUGCAAGCGUGUGGACCCGAGCUUCCUCCUGAGCGGUCUUGCUCCCGAUCAGAACGGCCUGCCUGAGCAGCGAGCCCUCUGCCACCCGCUUGACAAAGAUGACACCAGCCCUAACGGCGUUGGGUUUUCCGGCCCGAGCGCUACUCUGCCAAGCGUCCGAAGUUUCAGAGAUCCCCCAGGUUCCAGCAGCAGCUUUGACACCUACCCGUAUGGGUUGCCCACCCCUCCUGAGAUGUCCCCGCUCGACGCCAUGGACCACGAGCAUGUACCCUCCUCGUAUUACUCGACGUCUGGUGGUUCCCCCUCAGCCUCCUGUCCAGAUGAUCACCAUCAGAAUCAGGCACACAUGGGCACCCCACCACCGUACCACUCUGACUACACUCAGACCCAAAUCCACUGCCGGCAGGCACGCAUCACUCACAUCAGUCACAUGUCCCAAAGUAGCGGUGCUAGUAGUGGCGGUGGACUGAUGCCCAGCUCUCCACUGUCUUACUACAGCACAUCUACCUUUCCCCAAAUCCACCAUGGUUUCCACCAAGGUCACUUGGGUCAACUAUCCCCACCACCUGAAACGCAAGCUCACCUGGAGACUCUAGAUCAGCUGAGCCAGGCUGAGCUUCUGGGUGAGGUGGAUCGAAAUGAGUUCGACCAGUACUUAAUCUCCAACGGGACUGGUUUCCAGCCUGAGCAGGGCAGUAGCAUGACUGCUACUGGACACAUCCAGGUGGCAUCAGCUGCCUCUGCUUGUCCUAGUAGCACCACGGAAACCAGCCUCAUUUCCGUGCUCGCGGACGCAACAGCGGCCUAUUACAACAACUACGGCAUCUCGUAAACUUUGACAUAACAUCCGUGACUGAUCGCGAACACUACAAAGUGGGUGAAGAUGACACGAUGAUGCGGAAAGGGUCGUUUUUCUCUUCAUAUGCAUUGUCAUUAGUGAAGAACCCAUCAUAACCCCAAAGUGGCAUCCACGGUCAACUUCAUCUAGAAUUCUAAUAACUGUCUGGAACUGAAAGAAGGAACAACUGGAGGAAUUGUAAGAAAAAAAAAAGAUGGACACCUCAGGGAUGCAGACACCUCCAGUUGUCAUGAAAACCACAAUACCACUCGUAAAGACUCAUCUCGUCCGCUUGUAAAUGCCACCGUCGCUGUUGCCGCGAGGCAUGUACAGAUGCUCUGUAGAAGUUAAUUCAAGUCCUUCGAUGUUUUGCAUAAAUGCUAACUGUAAUGCUAUUAUUGGCGCUUUCCAUAUGAAUGUUUGAAUUAUAUAUAUACAAAUAUGUUCUUGCUCUCAUCUGUUUGGGCAGCCCAAUCUCACGUCAUUUCGUGAUGGUAUCACGAAAAGUAAAUUAAUCUAUGGUUCGUGAUACCGUCACAAAAAGAGCCACAUUUUUGUAAUGGGAGAAGGAAAUGCGGGGUGAUGGGGGGGCGGAAGGUUGAGGGUUAGGUUAGGGUUAGAAAUAGUAAAGUACAAAAAAAAAAACCCAGCAUCAUGAAAAUGUGACUCAUUUUGUGGCGGGAGCACGAACAAAAGGCGUGAGACUGAGGCUGGUUUGGGAGUCUUACCUCAGUAGUUGUAAAUGAAUGAGGUUUAGUUGGACAUUUCUUAUGCAAUUUGAAAUGGUGUAUAAUGAAGAAAAAGACAUUUAUACUUCUCAAGUACUUAAUAAUAUAUAAUCAAAACAUGAUGAAAAUAAUAUUGACUAUUAUUGUAUGCUGAUUUGUGAAAGACACUAAUUUAAAAUAAAGUCUUUUUUAUAGUAUCAAUGCAUAAUGCUCCUGCAAAUGACAGAGGAUUGUCUUCCUUAUGAUUUCAUCGCAAUUGCUGCAAGGGCAGAUAAUUCCUAUAAACACAAAAGCCUGAUAUACACGCUAAUCCGAUCCAUAUAUAAAGACAAAAAGGAGGAGGGUUACUUUUUAAACACUGACAUUUUUCAUAUCCAAAUAAAAAGGUAAUAAUGGU
This is a messenger RNA of Thalassophryne amazonica, 2486 nucleotides long. RefSeq names its product SRY-box transcription factor 7 (gene sox7). The coding region runs from base 141 to 1355 and encodes 404 amino acids. Gene Ontology annotation, biological process: regulation of DNA-templated transcription; anatomical structure morphogenesis; cell differentiation. Lineage: Eukaryota; Metazoa; Chordata; Actinopteri; Batrachoidiformes; Batrachoididae. The transcript has 3 exons. Gene Ontology annotation, molecular function: DNA-binding transcription factor activity, RNA polymerase II-specific; RNA polymerase II cis-regulatory region sequence-specific DNA binding. The record is from RefSeq and is a predicted model, not a curated record.